Molecule: messenger RNA, 717 nt
Organism: Malaclemys terrapin pileata
Lineage: Eukaryota; Metazoa; Chordata; Testudines; Emydidae
Product: C-type lectin domain family 1 member A-like
Exons: 7
Coding region: 1-717 (238 amino acids)
Source: RefSeq, a predicted model, not a curated record
AUGGAGGAUGAGGAUGGAUACACCAUUUUAAAUUUUCGUUCUAGAAAUCCAGCCUUCACCCAUGAACCUUCAGGAACAAACAAAGGUAUCACACCGCCUAAAGCUCCUGAUGUUCCCAGUGAAUCCAUCCCUUUGCCUUCCAAAUGGCGAUGCACAGCACUGAUUUUGGGGAUCCUCUGCCUGACGCUGCUGGUAACAGCAGGGAUCUUGGGUAUCCAGGUGACUCAGGCAUCACAUUUAGCAAGUGCAUCACUGAAAAAUCUCUCACAGCAGCUAGAAUUACUCCAAGCCAAAAAUGCAAACCUCUCAGAGAUUCUCCAGCAGCUGACACGUGACAGAGGCCACAAAUGCAACCUUUGCCCAGAGAAUUGGUUCUGGUAUGGACAAGUCUGUUACCACCUGUCUACUGAAUGGAAAACAUGGCAAGGAAGUAAAGAUUAUUGUUCUUCUCAUGAUUCCAGACUUCUUAAAAUAGAAAACAAGGAAGAACUGGAUUUCAUAGUAUCAUUGUCAUGUCGCUUGUGGAUUGGAUUAUCCCGUAAUGCAGUGAACAGGACCUGGGUGUGGGAGGAUGGUGCAGCACUUCCCACUGACUUGUUUCAAGUCAGUGAAAUUUACUAUGAAGGGGACUGUGUGAUUUUGGAAGAUGGCAAAGCCCAAUCCUAUGGAUGCAUAUAUCAUAAUCGUUGUGUUUUUCAAGUGACUGAGGAAUCUUAA